Messenger RNA from Trypanosoma grayi, 387 nucleotides. RefSeq lists its product as hypothetical. Lineage: Eukaryota; Euglenozoa; Kinetoplastea; Trypanosomatida; Trypanosomatidae. Bases 1 to 387 code for a protein of 128 amino acids. The record is from RefSeq and is a predicted model, not a curated record. The transcript has a single exon.
AUGUUUGCCCCGCUACCGCUGCAGCAGCGAUGGAAGACGCUUCUUCUGUUUGCUGAGCGUUGGCGUGUCUCCCUGCCGUCGAAGCACGCAGGCGACAAGAAGGAUGCGUGCCGCGAGGUGAUUGGCCGCCUGGCUGUGAAGGUGGGCCGCGUGAUCUCCCGGAAGGCUGAGGUGCAGCAGGGCGGGCAGGACGUCCGGUUGGGCACCCUUGUUGGGAGCAUCGGCACGCGGAGGAGUUCCCGGCAAAGCAAGGCCUCCGUCAUGAUUGAUGCAAAUGAUGAUUUGGCGGCGAGAGACCGUUUGUGGAGCCAACACGGUGCGGAGAGGUCGUCGGUCAGCUUCGUGACGAUUGAAUCCCGCCCACCUUCUACGUUUUUCACCUCAUGA